AUGACAAAAGUUACUGUUGAUACAAAUAAUUAUGAAUUAACAGAACAUGAUUCACAACGUGUGAUAUCACCGACUGAAUCUAAUAAAACCGAUCAAAAAUCAGUUUCUUAUGACAAUCCUGUAUUUUCGGAUCAACGACCAUCAAUAACAAGUCUUGGAAAUGGAACACUUGUAACAACAAAAUUAGAAAUAAAAAACGGAGAAGCAGAUGAGGACGAUGAUAUUGAAGAUAAGAACAAUGAAGGGUUUGAAAGACUAACAGGAGAUGGACAUAAACUCGGUUUAUUUGUAUUGAGUAUGCAUGAAUGUUUAGUUCACAUAAUCAAAAAGGAAAAAAAAUUGGCACUUAUUGUAGUAAAAAUAUUGCUUCUUGUUGGUUUUAUAAUUUUUUUUGGCUUUGCUAUGAGUGAAAAAUAUGGCACACCUGCUUUUCCUAUACGUGGAAAUGUAUUUUAUGGAAAUCAAGGUUUUGCUAUGUUUAUUCUUGUUGCUUGUGCUGUUUUUAUUGCUGCAUGGGAAAUAAUUCUUCGAAGCUCACUAGGACGUCUAAUUCAAUUUAUCUCAAGAGCAAAUAGAAAUAGGCCGGUAUGGAUUCGAAUUAGUAAGCUAUUGAAAAGGGUUGCGCAUAUCUUAGUUUUUCUUGCUGUUGCUCUUUAUGUUGGAUUAACAGUAGCCCAACCAAGAAAUUUAGUUUCACUCAUUGGCAUUUUUGCAUUAAUUAUACUUGGAACACUCGGUUCAAAAUAUCCUCAUCAAAUUCGAUGGAAAACCGUAUUAUAUUCAUUUAUUCUACAAUUUCUAUUGGCUGUUUUUGUUAUUCGAGUUGACGCUGGUUUUGAACUUUUUGAAUUUCUUGGACAAGAAGUAACAAAAUUUAUUAAUAAUGCAGAUGCUGGAGCUAAAUUUGUUUUCGGAGAAACUUUUGAACAACAUUUUUAUGUUUUUAAAAUUACUUCAAUAAUUAUUUUUCUUGGAUCCGUGAUAAAUGUUCUUUAUUAUUAUGGUGUUAUGCAAUAUGUUAUAGGAAAACUCGCAUGGCUUAUGCAGAAAUGUUUGAAUACAACAGCAGCUGAAUCAAUGAAUGCAGCUGCGAAUAUAUUUGUUGGUAUAACUGAAGCACCAUUGCUAAUUAUGCCAUUAAUACCGAAGAUGACAACAUCUGAGCUUCAUGCUGUAUUAGUCGGUGGUUUUGCAACAAUGGCAGGAUCUGUUCUUGCUACAUUUAUACUUUUUGGUGUUCCGGCAAAUCAUUUAAUUGCUGCUAGUGUUAUGGCUGCACCUGGUGCACUUGGGUUUGCAAAACUUUUAUUACCAGAAACACAUAAAACAAAAACAUCAUGGGAUACGGUACAAAAUGUGCCGCUAAGUGAACAACACAAUGCAAUUGAUGCUUUAAUGACUGGCGCUGGAAAUGGAUUAAAAAUUUGUGGUUAUCUAAUUGCAAAUUUGAUAGCAUUUAUCAGUGUUCUCAAUUUUCUUGAUGUAUCAAUAUCAUGGUUGUUUAAUCUUGUGCAUCAUCCUGAAGUUAAUUUUCAAUAUAUACUUGGUUUACUCUUUUAUCCAUUUGCACUUAUAACCGGUAUAUCACUUCGUGAUUGUCUUCUUGGAUCAAAACUAAUUGGUAUUAAAGUUAGCAUAAAUGAAUUUAUUGCUUAUCAAGAACUUGGCAAAAUUCGUAAUUUGCGUAAUGAACUUAUAAAAAAUAAUACAUUUCCGUUGUAUUUAAAUGGUACAUUAACAUUACCAAAUGAUGUUUCAAUGUUAUGGGAUGAAAGUUCAUUAGUUAUUAUGACUUAUGCUCUAUGUGGAUUCGCCAAUUUUGGUUCAAUGGGUAUUGCAUUAGCAGCACUUAGUGUAUUUGCACCUACACGAAAACGUACUUUAAUUAAAAUUGCACCACGUGCAUUGAUCGCUGGUAAUAUGGUCUCAUUGAUGACUGCAUCAAUUGCUGGUCUACUUUAUGAUCCUCUAAAUGUACGAGGAUCACCAAACCUUACUAAUACUACAAUGAUAUGA
Messenger RNA from Rotaria sp. Silwood1, 2016 nucleotides. Lineage: Eukaryota; Metazoa; Rotifera; Eurotatoria; Philodinida; Philodinidae. The record is from the annotation of a GenBank genome assembly.